UAUUUGUUUCUGCGCAUGACUUUAUUUGAUAUUUUCUCAAGAAAACGGUAUAUACAAGAACAAAAGCAUACGCUUUUCAUUUCAUUCAUAAAAUACUUAUAGUCUUCUUCACGUUCUUAAAUAAUGGAAAGCUUUUAAAAAUUAUCGCAAAGAAUAAAUAUUUCAACAUCCACAUAAACAAACGAAGUAACGAAAACACAUUCAUCAAAGUCAAAGUAUUAGUCGGCGGGGCUUCAAAAGAACCUGAAAGUAAAGCAGGAUGAGAUCUGACUUGUGGAUCUUCUAUAAAACUUGGCAUCAAAAGUGCAUUCCUUUUUUUUGUUCUUGGACGAUGAAUCGCAUCUUUCUUAAAAUGCAUAAUUGCAUAAUUGGAAAAUACCAAAAAUGCAGGAAAAAAGACUACCACGAAUUUAAGUAUAUAUCAAUCCGAUGCAAUUUAGAGAAGCGAUAAUAAAUUUGGUGACCAGUCCGGAGUUCUAAUAUAACAACACAAAAAUGCAUUGCAGCCGCAUAUUGAUCAAAUAUAUACAAUUUGAUGUAUUGGUAAUUUUGGCAACUAUUAGGAUUGGAAAUGCCAAUUAUCUAGGUGCUCGUAGCCGAGAGAGAAAUUUAAAUAAUAACAACGGAGUUAAAACUGAAGAAUCAGCACAUAUCGUAAAUUCCGGUGAUGUAAGGACAGUAGGGGAAGUUUUUGUGCCAAAAACAUUUUCCCUUAACUCACAGGAGCCAACAUGCGAACAGCUUCGCGCCAUGUGGAUCUUUUCCAAAAGGCAAUCCCGAGCUGCGGAAAUCACGAAUGAAAUACCAACCUAUCGGGAUCCCUUUACUUAUAAUGUUUGGGAACCUCUUUUAUUGAACUCACGAAUGCUCGGAUCACUAAGGAUGAGUGCGAGGGAAAGAGCUAGGUCACCCGUUUUUGGCCGUGUUGUCAACCGAGAGCCAAAUACACCACAUCGCAUUCCAUUUGAGCACCAUCAACGAUUGGUCGAAUUUGGAUCCAGUAGUCCUGGUUCAAGUCAAUCUCGUUAUUACGGAGCUGAAACGCGACCGCAAACCGGAGCUUCUUCCUCAUCACGUAGAUCAAGUAAAAAUCGCUACAUGGGAGUCCCAAACGGUACCGGCAAUAAUGCUAAAGAAAGUCAAAACUCAGUUGCUAUACAAGGCAGUUUUCAAAAGCUCAAAGAGCUAAUAUGGACUGAAAGGGCUAAGGAAUUAACAGAGCAACGUAGAGACGAGGAGUUGGCUGCCCGUGCUGCUGCUCUCAAAGAAAUAGCUAACGGGAAAAACGUUCUAGCGAACUAUAAUCCUCAAGCGGGUAGCUCUUCUGAUUCGAUAUUAAUGGAUGAAAACAGAAGCCCUGACGGAAAUAGUUACCAAUAUAGCGAUGUAAAUCGCAUGUCAAUUCUUAAUGAGCAAAAUUUUCAAAGCGAUAAAGGUAAUAAAAAUGGGCAAAGGACUGGCGCCAGAGCAACCACACGCCGCAUCGGCAAUUCCGCUUCUUACAAUAAAAAAGAAAGUCAAGCUAAUAAAGAACUAAAAACCUUAUUUCCUGGAAAUAAUCGAGCAGCCCGCAUUAAAAUUCCAGCAACAGAACUUUUUGCAAGUGAUUCCACCGAAAGAGAUCAUUCCGUUAUUGGUAUUCCGAGGACAUACCCAAUAAGAAAAUCACACUUCAGGGAACGAAAUCGAUCACUUUUGAAUGAGCCGCAAGUUAAUAAUCACUUCCAUCGCUUCCUGAGAGGAAUAACGACAUGGCCUUUUAAAAAGUCAACACAAGAAAUAGACCAAAGUAAAUUGACUUCUAAAGGAAACGUGCUAAGCCGCCAACUUAAUAUACUCGGGCAUUACAAUAAGCCGAAAGAUGACAAUUAUUAUGCAUCUUUAGAGAAUUACGAUCAAUUAAAAGCGUUGAAUGAAGCAAAACCAGAAACUGAGGAUUUUGAGCUGGGAUUAUACGAAUACGAUAAUUAUUAAAUAAUUUGUGGUACCUCCUAAGUCCCUAUUAUGAUUGUGAAAACAAUGAGUCUCUUUAUUAUAAAUUGAAUGUCAUCUAAGUUAAUUUAAAUCUAAAUUGUAAAUACAUUUGAAUGUUAAUCAGAGUGUAGAUGCAUACAUAACUGACAAUUUUUGCCACUUUGAUUAAUGCAUUUUAGAAACUUACUAGUUUACGACGAAUUUAAAUUAAAUGUCUUUAAAUUGGUUUUACGUGGUAUCAAAAGUCCAAUAGAUGACAGUGACUAUCAGCAUACUAUUUUCGGAUUAAACGACGAAUGAUUAAGCAUCAUUAUUGAUAUUAUGUAACAAAUUUACAGAAAUUUGAAAAAAAUUCACAUAUCAGAAUGUGUAUGGCCUGGGGAAGUAUUCAAAUCGUGCGUCUUUAUAAUUUUCGAUAUAACCCAAUUAAAUAUUUUCAACUAUCUAUUUCAAUAUCAAACAAAAAAUUGAAGGUUUAAUAAUUUAACAAAUUUUUGAAAGUUUAUAUAAUCACUUUUUCAUAUAUAGUCCAGACUUUUAUUUACAAAGCCUGGCGUGUGUCUCGGAUGUUAAAUCUAAAUUAUUUCCACUGUUAGAGAUAGAUUUGGAAACACAUCAGAUUUAAAAAAAUCAGUCGGAUAUUUUUUAUUUCUUUAAUUUUGAGUAAAUAUUAAAAAAAUAAAGAUGCACACAACAACUCAAGCAGACCUACGGAUAUCUGAUAGGUUUUUAUGAAAUGUGCAAAAUGACUGUCGCACGGUGUAAAAACUUUGGUCAUAUAGCAUACAUAUAUUUUUCGAGAGAUAGCAUGUUUACGUACCUAGGUAAUGUUACGUUUGGAAUUCAACUUACAAAAUGCUUCCAACCAAUAACAAUCAAUUGCAUAUAAGAUAUUAUGGGCGUAUUCAGUCAAUAUCAUGCUAAAGAAUUCCAAUUUCACGGAAGUACCUACUUAAAAGUUACGUAAAACUAAAGUUUACUAAUCAUUAACUGAAAACAUAUCACGAUCUAUAAGUAGACAUUACUUUUCAGAUACAUAAAGAAAUAAUAUAAACCUAUUUCAACAAGAAACCAAAACUGGAUGUCAUUCAAAUUCAUCUUAUUCAGAUUUUUGUACUUAUUUACUAAAACAAAUGUUAGCCGAUGAAUGCAAUACAAUCAGCAUUAAACUAUUUAAACUGACAGUUAUGGUUUGCGAAUACGGCAUUGUGCGCAUAAUAUAAAUUACCAUGCCUUUUUCUUUUACAUACAUAACUAUUUUCAAAUUGUGCCAACAAUCGUUAAGAAUAAUAACUUAUGUAACUUUAAUGUCUAUAACUUGGAGAUCGCUGCAAAUUGAUGCUAAUCAUAUUUAUUCAAUGAAAGUUUUUGAAUUGUCGAGUUUAGUUUGGCUAGGGGUUUAAGCUAGCUUACUAGAAAAGAUCUAUGCAAAAAUGCAUGUAAAAUUUAACAUAUCGAACUAUUAUACAAACUUUUAAUAAAAAUAUGUACUAUAUUGGCUUAUUACAAACUAUUGUAUAUGUAUAUACAGAAAAUCAUAGUAAAAAAAAUUGUGUAUGAUGAUAAUACUUGGUGAUGCGUUAAUUAGAUCACACCGCGUACCAGUGCUAGCUUUGAUCAAUCUGAAAUCACCUGGUGUUCAAAUCCAAUAACAUUAUUAAGUACCCUUAUAAUAAUUCACAAUAUUAUUCCUACAGAAUGCCCGCGUUCACCAGCACGACAUAACAAAAGGCAACUUAUAAAGAGUAAACCGUUUUAAUCAUUAUGAACAUAAUUUUUAAAAACAAGUUUUAAAAUAAAUAAAUUUGAUUGUUACCAUUUUUUGUUAAACUAAGCACAUUUAAGGAAAUGUAUGUCAAAAUUAAGAAACGCAUUAUUUUUUUGAAGACAGUGUGUAACAAAAUGAACCUUUAUUUACCUCAAUGGAUGCUCAAAAAUCUUAUUCGCUGUGAGUCACAAUUUUUGAACCAUUUUGAGACAACUUUUUGAUGUAACACAGUGUAGUCAUUCGAAUACUAAUACUGGUUAAAAAGGUAUGGGUAUGAAUAGUUAAUAAUCAACAGACACCGGAUUAUAGGAAAAACAGUAUAGGAAAAACAGUAUUCUUUUCAUUCGAAAUCAUCGAAAUAGUCACUAUUAUUUUCUGAUACAGUUUGACCCCCUGAAUUAGGAAAUGAAAAUCUAAUAUAUUAUUUAGUUUGGUUUGAUUCUAGCUAUAUCGACUUCAUUCAUCUGAAUUUUUAAGCCAAUCCUUAAAUUCUCAUGUAUGUUUUCCAAAAACUAAAAAUAUCUAAAUUACAAAAAAGUCCCAAUUUAGGUACACCGAUUUAACCAGAACUCAACAUAUAAAAUAAUAAUAACUGGUCAUGUCAUAAAAAAAAUAAAAAAUAUAGAUUUAUGUGUGCUGGUAAACGCAUGCAAUAUUAAUAUUACACUUGUAAAUGUUGUAGUGCUUGUAAUAAAUACAUAGAAAAUUUAUGUGUAAGUUCCGCGACAAUAAUUAGAAUUUUAUAACAUUAAAGUAUACAAACAGACAAUAAAAUACUUUACAACAAUAAAAAAAUAAAAUGUAUUUACGACAUGUAUAAGUCAGAAAUCAACAUUACUAAAAAUGUCCUGAAGUUGUCUACGCAUGGUUGGUGUUAGUAAAUCGAAAAUUGAAUACAUAAUUAAUUCAGGAAAAACGUUUAUUGUAAAAUAUGCUGUACAUUAUAAAUUUUAACAA
This is a messenger RNA of Drosophila takahashii, 4699 nucleotides long. The record is from RefSeq and is a predicted model, not a curated record. Lineage: Eukaryota; Metazoa; Arthropoda; Insecta; Diptera; Drosophilidae.